AUGGGCACGCAAAACGUGUCACAGAAGGCCGACAAAGAGGGUCUGAUUUCAUGUCUAUGCGUCGGCAUCGUCUUCGUCAUUCUGCGCACCGGCGCACGCUGGUAUAAGCUGCGCAAAAUUCCCCACCAGAUGGACGACAUCUUCAUGUACCUUUCGCUGGUCUCUUUCAUCAUCACGGUUGCUCUAUACUAUGCAACCAUUGAUACAUUUUUCAAAGUCACCGCCAUCUACGAAGGUCGCGCGCAACCAUAUGCUGGACUGGCCGAGGACCUUCUCGUGAUGCUAAAAGAGUUUUUUGUCGUCCAAUUCUUCUUUUGGCUGACACUAUGGACGGUCAAAUGGAGUCUUUUAUUCAUGUUCAAGCGACUCACCCAAGGGCUGCCUCUAUAUACACAGAUCUGGUGGGGAGUUUUGGUAUACUCCAUCCUUGUCUUCAUCGGGUGUUGUAUCAGCAACUUUACCAGCUGCUCAUCAAUGAAGGCCUGGUUCACGGCCGGCGAAUGCAGCAGCGCUCGAGAUGCGCGCGCCAAGGAGAUUAGCCUAUGGUUCAGCUUGGCUGCUGAUUUAUCUACGGAUCUGUUGAUCAUGGCUAUACCACUUCGCGUGUUAUGGAACCUCAAGAUUUCACGAAUCGAAAAGAUCAGUAUCGGGUUCAUAUUUGCCGUUGGCCUCAUCACUAUGGCCACUGCCAUUAUCCGGAGCGUAUCGCUGAACUCGAGCUCGAGCACCGGACAAGUGAGCACGACAUGGCUUAUGCUGUGGGCUGGUAUCGAAGGAGCAGUCGCUAUAAUCGUGGGAUGUCUUCCCUCUUUUGCCAUCUUCAUCCGCGGUCGGGUCGUCGCCUCCAAGGCACAAUACGAGGGCAGGUUAGAUCAAAGCCCAGCGGACUACCACUCGGAGCCAAAGUCCCGCGAGCGGCCCAACAGUCUGGGGUCCCAGGAUCUGAAUCCACUAUGGGGUACUCGGGACAACUCCAGUGAUAAGAGCCUGGUGGAAGACAUCGUCGUCACUCGCGCCGGGAAACCGAAAUGGCACGGUCUGACAAGGCAGCAGAUUGUACAAAGAGAUCCGGAGGCUGGCCACGAAUUGCACCCACUACCGCCAUCAUAG
Messenger RNA from Cordyceps militaris CM01, 1110 nucleotides. RefSeq lists its product as uncharacterized. The record is from RefSeq and is a predicted model, not a curated record. The transcript has 4 exons. The coding region runs from base 1 to 1110 and encodes 369 amino acids. Lineage: Eukaryota; Fungi; Ascomycota; Sordariomycetes; Hypocreales; Cordycipitaceae.